This is a messenger RNA of Colletotrichum destructivum, 838 nucleotides long. RefSeq names its product Putative large ribosomal subunit protein eL27. The transcript is spliced from 3 exons. Gene Ontology annotation, molecular function: structural constituent of ribosome. Lineage: Eukaryota; Fungi; Ascomycota; Sordariomycetes; Glomerellales; Glomerellaceae. The record is from RefSeq and is a predicted model, not a curated record. Gene Ontology annotation, cellular component: cytosolic large ribosomal subunit; ribosome. Gene Ontology annotation, biological process: translation. The coding region runs from base 88 to 495 and encodes 135 amino acids.
CAAACUAGAAAAUUCCUAUAGCGGACUGUUUUCGACGCAACUUCAACAUCAGCACGCCCAGCAUCCCCCCCGACAGCGCAGGUCAAAAUGAAGUUCCUCAAGGUCGGCCGCGUCGCCAUCAUCACCCACGGCCGCUACGCCGGCAAGAAGGUCGUCAUCAUUCAGCCUGUCGACUCCGGCAACAAGGCCCACCCCUUCGGCCACGCCCUCGUCGCCGGCAUCGAGCGCUACCCCUCUAAGAUCACUCGUCGCAUGUCCAAGACGAGACAGGAGAAGCGCAACAAAAUCAAGCCCUUCGUCAAGCUGGUCAACUACAACCACCUGAUGCCCACCCGCUACACUCUGGAGCUUGAGGGCCUUAAGGGCGUUGUCAGCAACGACACCUUCAAGGAGGUCACCCAGCGUGAGGAUGCCAAGAAGACGGUGAAGAAGGUUCUGGAGGAGCGUUACACGAGCGGCAAGAACCGGUGGUUCUUCACGCCUCUGAGAUUUUAAAGGGAAACCGUUUCUGCAAUCGUCCACAGGUCGGGGAGUUGGGCUGGCUUGUACAGAGCAUCAAUUGGCAUUCGAGGUCCUCGGUUUAAGGGCUCCCAAUGAGACACCAUUGAACCAUCCAAGACGUUUGCGCCCUGUGAUACCUCGACAAUGGUCAAUGCCGCCGCCGCUGCUGCUGCUGCUGUGAUCCCAGAGAGCGAGAGAGAAGAGAGUGAUAGAGAAAAGCAAAAAAAGGGUCAAGGGUCUAUGAUGACUGACGGGUAUGAUUCAGCCCUCGGCCGUGGGAUGGCCAUGAUCAAUGGAACAUGAAAUAAGCAAGUCAAAAGUCAACUUUCCCAGCCAA